AUGAACUCUCUUAUUGCUAACACCAACAUGGAAAACUCCACUGGGAAGAGUGCUGCUCCAUCGUUCGAUGCGUGGAUGUUCCAGCCGGAACAGCUGGCUGCUGCUGCCUCGGGGGCUGGGAACUUCAAAUUGGGCUCGAAACGGUCGUCGCUGUCGUUGGCGGACUCGGACUCCUCGAGUUGGUUUGAGCCACUGGAGAAUAUCCUGUCGUCCGCGUCGACGUCGUCUAUGGGCUCGCCGCUCCCAGUGGAGGCAGGUGCCGGUGCGGACGUCGCUGUCAAGUACGAGGACCCCUUUGCGCUACAGUUGAACGACUUGCUCAAGAAAGAGGAGGAUAACUGUGACGCGGCAAUGACACCGCGUGUAAAGGCCCCCAGGAAGAGACUCACGCCUCACCAGAAGGAGGCUCAUAACAAGAUAGAAAAACGGUACAGGAUCAAUAUCAACAUGAAGAUCACAAAGUUGCAACAGAUCAUUCCCUGGGUCGCUUCGGAGCAAACUGCGUUCGAGACGGACCACAAGUUGGGGAAGCAACAGGCUACAUCGACAAGACUCAACAAGUCCAUGAUCUUGGAGAAGGCCGUGGACUACAUUCUGUACCUCCAAAAUAACGAACGACUGUACGAGAUGGAGGUGAUGAGACUCAAGAACGAAUUGGAGACGUACAAGAGAACCGCUGGUUCCAAAUGA
This is a messenger RNA of Huiozyma naganishii CBS 8797, 690 nucleotides long. RefSeq names its product basic helix-loop-helix domain-containing protein. The record is from RefSeq and is a predicted model, not a curated record. Bases 1 to 690 code for a protein of 229 amino acids. The transcript has a single exon. NCBI's taxonomy places the organism in Eukaryota, Fungi, Ascomycota, Saccharomycetes, Saccharomycetales, Saccharomycetaceae. Gene Ontology annotation, molecular function: protein dimerization activity.